Molecule: messenger RNA, 531 nt
Organism: Hyaloscypha bicolor E
Lineage: Eukaryota; Fungi; Ascomycota; Leotiomycetes; Helotiales; Hyaloscyphaceae
Exons: 1
Coding region: 198-467 (89 amino acids)
Source: RefSeq, a predicted model, not a curated record
UAAAUUGGAAUCUUCUCCCGAUCAUAACUAUCACUUCGUCGACGAUGUUCGUGGUGAGAGGUAUAAUGAUGGUAUCAAUUAUAACGUGGAUAAUAAUUACUGGGGUUGAAGACACAAAGCUGGAGCGAUUUCCAAUCACGUGCUCCGUCAUCUCUCCGUCUUCCAUUUCCACUUAGUGUCUUUGGAUUAGGGCACUGAUGCGCUGGGGGUCCCUGAGAUCGUGGACCACGCAUCUCUCCCAUCGAGUCGUCAAAACCUUGCCUCGUCCGACUUCAGCCUUCGCACUGGUUAUCUCAGGUACAGGGAAUGUGCUUGAUUCAACAAUGGAAAUUGACUUCAGAACAGCCCUUCCGCCGCAAACAAAAUAUGAAGACAAAAGACUAGCGCUACCUGGAGUCAAUGCCAGAAAACUCAUGAUCUUGUACCCAACACACAGCGCGUACAUCGUUCUGUGGAUGUCACAUUAGCUGCGAUCCUCCAGAAAGGGUUGUACCAUCUUGCCUCGUCCAGUGCCUCGGGCGCGAGGAUAGU